Messenger RNA from Dovyalis caffra, 357 nucleotides. Lineage: Eukaryota; Viridiplantae; Streptophyta; Magnoliopsida; Malpighiales; Salicaceae. The record is from the annotation of a GenBank genome assembly.
ACCGAUGCAUAUUCCUCCAAGCUUGAAGUUUGGGCCCAAAGGGGACGUGGGACUUGCGGCCAAGUCAUGAAAGACACUCCGAUCUCCACGGUGACUUGGAAAGAUUAUGGUCGUCCCUACACAAUCCAAGCAUAUAACAAUACUGGGAAGACCAGUGGAACGAAUAUAGGAGUUGCAUUCGCCUUCCCCAGAAUUAAUUCGAACACAGUUGAUGGGCUAAGACAACAAGCAUUAAGGAUCCUGCCCAAACUACAGACUCAAACUAUAAUAAACGAUGGUUUCGAUAUGCAAAAGGCAAUGUUUCUUUGCAAUCUUCCUCGUUUUAGCGACGUGGGCAUAUCAAGUUACUUCUCGUGA